This is a messenger RNA of Dreissena polymorpha, 1873 nucleotides long. Its product is annotated as zinc finger protein 862-like. NCBI's taxonomy places the organism in Eukaryota, Metazoa, Mollusca, Bivalvia, Myida, Dreissenidae. The record is from RefSeq and is a predicted model, not a curated record. Bases 86 to 1855 code for a protein of 589 amino acids. The transcript has 9 exons.
ACAGGCGAAUUAUGACAAACUUGUAAACAAGUUCAGAAAUGCUCAUGCUGUUUGCAAGAACAAUUUAAGUUUUAAAACUUAUGAGAUGAUAUGCCAGCUCGAUAAAAUGAAGGGGUUGCCCACCAGUAGCCAGUAUGAAAGUGACAAAGCUUGUGCUGAGUUUUGUACCUCCAUAUCCAGAACCACUCGCAAUGACUCUUUAUCAAGCAUUAAAAGUGCAAAUUGGUGUAGUCUCAUGAUUGAUGGAUCAACCGAUUUCACUGGAGACGACAUGGAAUCCCUGUAUGUGAGAUCAUCAUCAAAUGGUUAUGUCCGAGACAUUUUCCGAGACAUUGGUUGCAGCGCAUCAGCUUGUAGUGCAGACAUUCAUAGUCAUGUACUACAAGUAUUACAGGAUCUGGAACUUACAGAUGUCAUGAAAGAAAAACUGGUUGGAUUUUGCUCUGACGGGGCUGCAAAUAUGAUGGGUAUCCACAGCGGUGUAUCCUCUCUCCUGAAGAAGGAUUGGCCCCACCUUGUGGUGACACAUUGCGUUGCUCACAGGUUAGAGCUGGCAUUUAAGGAUGCCAUGAAAAAGUGUGCCCCCAAGAACUAUGAGAAGCUCACUAGUCUUCUCAUGGGCCUCUUCUAUCUGUUUCGUCGAAGUCCAAAGCAGAAGAAAGGUCUUGAAAGAGCUGCGGAGGCUCUUCACAUGAAAAUGCUUCUACCUACUAGAAUUGGGGGAACACGGUGGUUGCCACACUUCGAGAAAGCUCUCAAUAUAUUCUCGAGAGGGUAUAAACUCUUCCUGUAUCAACUGGAAAACGCAUCACAUCAGAAUGCCAAGGCAGAAGGGUUAGCUAAGAUGAUGAGGGAUGGAAACCUUAUCCUGUACAUGCUGUCACUAAAGCGCGUCAUCAGCAACUUGCAGAGCCUCUCCCUGUACCUACAGACAGACCUCAUCAGCCUCGCAGAUGCUGCUCGACGAGUGCAGUCCUCAAAGACUGCCAUCUCACAGCUGUGUGAGAAAGAUGAUAGCACUGUCUCUGAUGUAAGCGCAUCAGAAACCUACAAGCAAGAGAAGCUUGUAUUCAGAGGUGUUAAGGCUAAGGCAGAUCAGAGUUCUCUUAUAAAAGAGAUUGUUGAAAAUCUAGAGGCUAGAUUUCCAACAUCAGAUCUUGUAUCUGCAACGAUGGUUUCUUCAUUUAAAAACUGGCCGGACCUUACAUCGGAUGAAAUUAAAGAUAGCACUUUCGGAGACAAAGAAGUUGAGACUCUCUACAGGCAGUUUGAAGAUGUUGCAUUUGGGAAAUCUAGUGAGGGCAUCGCCUUAGAAGAUGUGUUGGACCAAUGGGCAACACUGAGGACACUGAUCUACCACAGAUAUCCAUUCCAAGACAGGCAGAAGCUGACUUGGGUCACUGUAAUGGGCAGCAUGGCGGAUCAGCAACUAUAUGCAGUGUUCACACUGAUUGACAUUACUCUGGCCCUGCCCCCCACCUCUGUCAAGUGCGAGACAUCAUUCUCCGCCAUGAAGCUCCUCAAGAACAAGCGAAGGGGCCGUCUCCGUGCUGGACGCCUCAACGAUGUGAUGAUGGUGAAGCUCACGUCUCCAUCCAUCAAUGAAUUUGACCCAGACCUUGCGAUCAAGCACUGGAUGACUUCAACACCCAGUGGACAACCCCGCAGAAUCAAGAGAGAAGCCCCAGGAUCCCAAGGGGACUGUAUCGUGGUGUCAGAAGAGGACGAAAAAGAUGUUGCCAGCAACAAGGUGCCAGAGAACUCAGAAUAUGAAGAUGAUGAUGAUGAUGAUGACGAUGAAGAUAUGGAGAUGUCGGCGGAGCAUGCCUUUUCUGUUGUUUUGAAAAAUGAAUAAUAAAUGUUGUAAAUGGGA